Messenger RNA from Schistocerca nitens (vagrant locust), 1053 nucleotides. RefSeq lists its product as uncharacterized. The coding region runs from base 1 to 1053 and encodes 350 amino acids. The record is from RefSeq and is a predicted model, not a curated record. Lineage: Eukaryota; Metazoa; Arthropoda; Insecta; Orthoptera; Acrididae. The transcript has 3 exons.
AUGCGGUUCUUGUCCCCCAAUCCGCCGCUCGACUCGCUGCGACUCACAUCGUCACUGCGCACGAACGCCAUGACUGGGAAGCAGAUUGCCGCCGCAUUGGAAACCGUCAUCCAUGCGAUGGGGUUCACCGGCGGCCGCCAACGGCAGCCAAGCUGCACGAAGCCUCGUGGGGUGGCCUGCGGCUGCGUGAACUGCGGCGGGCCACACGCCGCCAACUCGCGUAGCUGCGGCUACCUCCGCGAGUCACGUCGUCUACUCGCCGCACCACGCCCUGCGGCGACGUCAAGCACCUCGACGGCCGCCCCGCCCCACCGCUCCGGCGAGGCGUGCGAGCCGCGCCGCCUUGAGGCCGCCACCGAUGAAGCUCUGGUUGGCUUCCAAGCCGCCUUUGCGGCCGAAAGGGCCGCACUGAAGGAGCAGCUCGCAGCUGUGCAUCGCCAGCUCCAACGGCUGCGCGAUGAGCUGCGGGCUAUCAAGAAGAAGCCGCCAGUUCCCGCCGCCGCCCCCGCUGUGAGACGUCCGGUGUGGGUCGACGCGGCCACGCAAACAACUGCCGCUCCCCCUCCUGCAGCAAUGCAGGAGGUGGCGCCCACGGAAACAGAGGAUGUGCCGCCUGGGCUGCCCCCCUCCAAGGUGGCAGCCGCAAGCAAGGGCGCUAUGGCGCCUCCUGACUCCUCGCAAGCCGAGAAGCCAACGAAGAAGGAGGAGGCUGAGCAUACCAUUCCCCACAGUGAGGAACGUGCAGGUCGUCCUGAAGCACAUUGCCGCGGCACUCAAGGACGGGCCUCACCAGUGGCAGAAAAACCAGCAUUGACUGAAGCAAGACAAUCCCGAUCAGAUGUGGCAGGAACUACAGAUGCAGCACCAUCAUCUCAAUCAACAGCAGAACCAUCGUCAUCAGAGACAACAACAGAGCCGCUAUUGAAAGUGGUGGCAGCAUCAGCAUCACCAGAAUCAGGACUAUCAUCAUCACAUGAACAAGCAACAAGGAAAGAAGCAACAACAGAAGAACUAACAUCAACAGAAGAAACUACUGCAGAAGAAUCAAUAUGA